This is a messenger RNA of Homo sapiens (human), 8303 nucleotides long. RefSeq names its product ATP/GTP binding carboxypeptidase 1 (gene AGTPBP1). The record is from RefSeq and is a predicted model, not a curated record. Lineage: Eukaryota; Metazoa; Chordata; Mammalia; Primates; Hominidae. Gene Ontology annotation, molecular function: zinc ion binding; metallocarboxypeptidase activity. The transcript has 16 exons. Bases 5118 to 7733 code for a protein of 871 amino acids. Gene Ontology annotation, biological process: proteolysis. Gene Ontology annotation, cellular component: cytoplasm; nucleus; mitochondrion.
AGGAUCACAGGGUCACUGCUGCUUUUUGUGGGUUCUUAGAAUUAUGUGACCCUGUGAUUUUCUUUUUAUUUAUGUCUAACUCCUCAGCAAAGGAAGGCCUUACUUAACGUGAUAAACAUUCACAUUUUAUUUUAGUUAAGCAUUUCUUUAAAUGUAAGAAAUUGGAGGCUAAUAAUUAAGUGAAAUGGUGUGGGAUGUGUUGUAUAUAUGCAAAUGUGAAUUGUGAAAUAAUUAAGCUUCACAUAGGAAUAUUAUUUGAUAGCUUAUGUACUUUUUUUUUGUUUUAAUUUUUUUUUUUGAGACAGAGUCUUGCUCUGUUGCCCAGGGUGGAGUGCAGUGGUGCAAUCUCGGCUCACUGCAACCUCUGCCUCCCGUGUUCAAGCAAUUCUCCUGCCUCAGCCUCCUGAGUAGCCAGGAUCACAGGCCUGUGCCACCAUUCCCGGGUAAUUUUUGUAUUUUUAGUAGAGAUGGGUUUUCGCCAUGUUGGCCAGUCUGUUCUCAAACUCCUGACCUCAAGUGAUCUGCCUGCCUCGGCCUCCCAAAGUGCUGGGAUUACAGGUGUGAGCCACCACACCCGGCCCAACUUAUGUAUGUUUUUAAAGUGUAAAAAUAUAAACAUUAAAUGUCUAGGUAAAUUAUGUUCGGGUUUACAUUUGUAGCUUUUCAGUGAUUUUUUUUCUUAAGUUAAAAAAAAACAACCUAAUCACCAAAAUUACUAUGGUUUUAUGCUUAACAAAAACUUUCACAUGACUUACUUGGAUGAAAAUAUGAAAUUAUCUGAGGUAGGCUGUUUGUCAUUUUCCAUAUAAUACUGUAGGUAUACAGUAGAGGAAGUAAGAGUUUAUUUAUAUGGGGAAGAAGAAUUUCUUUGACAACAUCUACCAAAGUGAAAAAGAGAAAGUAGUCCUGGCUUUUAAUAGAAUUUCUAUAGUAUUUUCUUAUCAGUUUAUUACUUUUUUGAGAAAAAAAACGAAGAUUCUUUAUUUAUAUGUAAAAUUCUUAUUUGAAACAAGUGUUUUAAGAGAAUUUUCAAGGAAUUAUAUUAGUUUCAUUAUCCUUGAUAUAAAUUUAUUAAUGGUAUAUGUCAUAGGGUACACUAUUAUGAUUUUAUUUUUAAAAUAUGUAGUUAUUAAAACAAGUUGACACAACAUAUCAAAAUGGAUUAUUUAGAAACCUCCUUUAAAAUGUUGAAAAGUCUAAGACUAAGUCUAGGACUUAUGAGUAAGAAAGCUAAGUAAAAGCAGUGGUCCAAUACCCUUUUCCCAUUCCAUUUGAAAUUACCGACAGACUUUUACAGGAGAAAAUCUGUACCAAAUCUGAAAACUGGGUAAGAGGGGCAUGGAACAAAUACAGAACAUUCAAGAGAUGUGGUGGAGCUGUGAGUAAAUGCAGGAGCAGCAUCAAGCCUCCACUCCCUCUUCUAGGAAUGCAUUAUCUUCUGCUAAAGUUGAGGUGCCAUUAGCACCAGUUUGGAGGGACAAUCAGGAAGCAGUUGGAAUCCCUUUCUUUCCUACAUCAACAUAGGAUUAUGGGGGUUAAAUGGUGGUUCUCACUGGUGGAAAGCUGGUGAGUCUUCCCUGUGCUGCGGCCAGUAGUAACACCAGGAAGGAGGUGGGAUAGGCCCCAGCAAGUUCUUUAUUUAGUGUCUGGAUUGACGGAUAGAGAAAGCCGACCUCUAGUGCAGUAAAUUCACCAAACACGGGAACAAACAAGAAAUUAUAUUUUUCUUUUAGUUCCUUUGAUGCCUGCUUCUCAGACCAAUGAGUCACUGGACUAGAAAUGCAUAUUUACAUUGACUGACAAGCCUUCCUGAUUCAGAUGGGAGAGGAGGGUUCUAAUAGCAAGUGUAUAGAUACUAGGAAAAUACUCUCAUUCUGUUUUCCAUUAUUCCUUCCUCCUCCUCCUCCUUCCUCCCCCCAUGUUUCCCAGGCUGGUCUCGAACUCCUGAGUUCAAGAGAUCCCCCCCACCUCAGCCUCCCAAGUAGCUGGGACUACAUGCCCUUGCCUCUGCUUUGUUUUCCAUUAUUUUCUCACAUGUCAGGCUUCAUUAUAUGUUUCACAGUCUUUAUUAUUAUUUACCUUCCUCAGCUAGAAUGUGAGUCCACAAGGAUAGGUCUGAACUCUUUUACUCACAGCAUUUCUGACCCCCAAAUAUGUGUCUUUUGUCCUCAUACCAACCAAUUCUCCAUAUCUCCAGACACUAGCUGGGUGUUCUGCAAUUCAGUUCAAUUCUGACACUGAAGACCUGGAGUUAAUACAGACCCCACAGGUUAAGGGUUUAGUCCCACAGGACUGCUACCACUUCAGAUAACAAUUACAAGUCUGGACUACCUGUAUGUCUGACCUACUGGCAAUAAAGUUGAUGGGGGUGGGGGUUUCCACAACCUGUUCCUGAAGUUUGAUAAUUUGCUAGAAUGGCUCACAGAACUCAGGAACACUCUACUUAUGGUUAUGGGUUUAUUAUAAAGGAUACAAUUUGAGAGCUGCUAAAUGGAAGCGAUGCAUAGAGCCAGGUAUAAGAGAAGGGGUGUGGGGCUUCCAUGCCCUCUCUAGGUAUGCCACCCUCCCAGCACCAUGAUGUGUUCACCAACUCAGAAACUCUGAGUGGUGUGUUGUUUUUUUCUUUUUUUGAGAUGAAGUCUCACUCUGUCUUCAGGCUGGAGUGCAGUGGUGCGAUCUCAGCUCACUGCAGCGUCCGCUUCCUGGGUUCAAGCAAUUCUCCUGUCUCAGCCACCCAAGUAGCUGGGACUACAGGUGUGCACCACCACGCCCAGCUAAUUUUUAUGUAUUUUUUAGUAGAGACGGGGUUUCACCAUGUUGGCUAGGAUGGUCUCGAUCUCUUGACCUUGUGAUCCGCCUGCCUCAGCCUCCCAAAGUGCUAGGAUUACAGGCGUGAGCCACUGCACCCGGCCAAAACUCUGAGCUUUUAUACCAUUGUUUAGGGUUUUUAUGGAGGUUCCAUUAUGUAGGUGUGAUUGCUUAAUUAUAAGGCUAUUUUUGAUAAAAUCAGUCCCCAGCUCCUCUCUCCCCAGAGGUUGAGGAGUGGGGCUGAAGUUCCAACUGUCUGAUCAUGCCUUGAUCUUUCUAGUGACCAGCCUCUAUCCUGAAGUUAUCAAGGGGCCCACAAAGAGUCACAUCAUUAGAACAAAAGAUGCUCCUCUACCUAGGAAAUUCCAAGGGAUUUAGCAGCUGUGUGCCAGGAACCUGGGACAAAGAUCAAAUAUAUAUCACAAUAGGACUGUUGUUGUUUUCAUUUUGUCUUCAGCAUCCAUUAGAUUGUGUGGGACAUAAUAAGUGCAUUUAAUGUUUGUUGAAUAAAUGAAUCGAGCUGGCCUUGAUACUUAUUCUUCUGAAUGUUAAAUGCUGCAUCUAUGGAGAUUUGAAGGAAAGGGUUCUGACUCAAGACUUCUGGACCUUUAUUAGUUGUCACCAUAUGUGAAGGUGACAUAUUCUUAGGUAUGUUUGGGUACAGAAGUAUAUUAUCCAGGUAUUCCCUUCCUGAAGUAAUUAUGUGAAAUAUUACUCCAGCCAGUCAGAUGAUGAAUUAGAGAUGUCAAGAAUGUAGACGUUACCUAAGAGUAUUUGUAUUAAACAUUAUAAUCUGUUAACUAUAUAAUACUAAAUAGUUGUUAUAGUAUUAUUAUGAAACAUGUUAGCUAAUUAUUGGCAAAAGAUACAUAAUACAGUUAUUAUAAAGUGGGUAUUUACAUAAAUGAGCUAAAAUUUAUAUUGAUAGAUUUCCUAAUAUUAUACUGUUCUUGCAUUUCUAAAAUGAAAAUUAUACAAAUAAUCCAAAUGUAUAUUCGCCAAAUGUAAAGGUAACAUCUGGAACAGAGAUCCUUAAACAGGAGUCCAUUGACCCAUAGAAAUACAUGGGUGGCCUUUGGAGACUAUGGACACUUUGAAAAUUGAUAUAAAAUUAUAGGGGUCCAUCAUUGCUGUGUAAAAGCAAGGAAAUUUCAAAGAUGCACAAUAUCCUGAGAGCACUAAAGGCUAAGCAAGGACAAGCAGAUCAGUUUCAGUAAUAAGUCUAAAUGGAUGAAAUACUCCUGUUGAAGGAAAGAGACUCCCAGAUUGGGUUAAAAAACAAAAUCCGACUAGCUGGUACAUAUGAAGUCUCUUAAGACAGCAGGAUAGAAAGCUUGAAAGUAAACAGAUUAGCAAAUAUGUAUGUGUUAUUCCUUAGCCCAGAAGAGGUGAGAAGGAAAGUAUUAUUGUUAAACAAAACACGAAUACAGAAUAAAAAAUGAUUAAAACAAGGCAGUGAAGAUUAUUUUAUGCAAGCUAGAUAACACAUGUGCCAAAUACUAAAAGUCGACAAAACUAUAAUCAUUUGAAUAACAGAAAGACAUUGGUAGAAACAGUGUUGGUGGUUGAUUUUAAUAUACCUCUACAUUCUUGGCAAAGUAAAUAGGGGUGGUUAAAUCAGUCUAAGUAGAUGUUAAAGGCAACUCCUGCGAAUGCAUUUGAAUACAGACUUGACCCUAAAACAACUUGGGGAUUAGCAGUAUCGACUCUGUGCAGUUGAAAAUCUGCAUAGAACUUUUGACUCCUCCAAAACAUAACUACUAGUAACCUGUUGACCAGAAACCUUACUGAUAACAUAAACAGUUAAUACAUAUUUUUUAUGUUACGUGUAUUCUGUACAACAAAGUAAGCUAGACAAAAGAAAAUGUUAUUUGAAAAGUCAUAAGGAAGAGAAAACAUAUUUACUGUUCAUUAAGUGGAGGUGGUUUUCAUAAAGGUUUACAUCCUUGUUGUCUACACAUUGAAUAGACUGAGGAGGAGGAGGGGCAGGAGGGGUUUUGCUAUCUGAGGAGUGACAGAGGCAGAAGAAAAUCUGUGUAUUAACGAACCUGCACAGUUCAAACUUACAUUUUUCAAGGGUCACUGUGUGAUUGGAAUGGACAAUAUUUUAGGAAAAUAUGAAUAACUAAUAUUGACUUAAAUAGUAAAAAAUUUGAAAUUGAAUAUGCAAUCAAGCUUCUUUAGUGAAGACACCAAAUGGUGAUGACUUCAUAGAUUAGUUCUCCCAAACUUUCAAGAAAUUGUCCUACACUUUAUUUUCCAGAGCAAGAAAAAAAAAAAAAAAAAAAAAGGAAAGUUUAGAAGCUAGCAUGAUGCUGAAAACACAAUCUGUGGAUGACGUAGUAGAUGAAAGUGAUGACAACGAUGAUAUUGAUGUAGAAGCUGAAAACGAAACUGAGAAUGAAGAUGACCUAGAUCAAAAUUUUAAGAAUGAUGAUAUUGAAACAGAUAUUAACAAACUAAAACCCCAGCAAGAACCGGGACGAACAAUAGAAGAUCUAAAAAUGUAUGAACACCUUUUCCCUGAGCUUGUUGAUGAUUUUCAGGACUAUGAUUUAAUCUCCAAAGAACCAAAGCCUUUUGUAUUUGAGGGAAAAGUACGUGGUCCUAUUGUUGUUCCUACGGCAGGCGAGGAAACAUCUGGGAAUUCUGGCAAUUUAAGAAAAGUUGUAAUGAAGGAGAACAUAUCUUCUAAAGGAGAUGAAGGUGAAAAGAAGUCUACCUUUAUGGAUCUAGCAAAAGAAGAUAUUAAAGAUAAUGAUAGAACAUUACAACAGCAGCCAGGUGAUCAAAAUAGAACUAUUUCAUCAGUCCAUGGUUUAAACAAUGAUAUUGUAAAGGCCUUGGACCGAAUUACAUUGCAGAAUAUUCCUUCUCAAACAGCCCCAGGUUUUACUGCAGAAAUGAAGAAGGACUGCAGUCUUCCUCUUACUGUCCUUACCUGUGCUAAAGCAUGUCCACACAUGGCUACUUGUGGAAAUGUUCUGUUUGAGGGAAGAACAGUUCAGCUAGGGAAGCUUUGCUGCACUGGAGUUGAAACUGAAGAUGAUGAAGAUACUGAGUCAAAUUCAUCGGUAGAACAAGCAUCGGUUGAAGUACCUGAUGGACCAACACUCCAUGACCCAGACCUCUAUAUUGAGAUUGUGAAAAAUACGAAGUCUGUCCCAGAAUAUUCAGAGGUGGCUUAUCCCGAUUAUUUUGGUCACAUUCCGCCUCCAUUCAAAGAGCCUAUUUUAGAAAGGCCUUAUGGUGUACAAAGGACAAAAAUUGCUCAAGAUAUUGAAAGGCUAAUACAUCAGAGUGAUAUCAUAGAUCGUGUGGUAUAUGACUUGGAUAACCCAAAUUACACCAUUCCAGAAGAGGGAGAUAUUUUGAAAUUUAACUCCAAAUUUGAGUCUGGGAAUCUGCGCAAAGUAAUUCAAAUUAGAAAAAAUGAAUAUGAUCUUAUUCUGAACUCAGACAUAAACAGCAAUCAUUAUCAUCAGUGGUUUUACUUUGAAGUCAGUGGAAUGCGACCAGGUGUUGCUUACAGGUUUAACAUCAUUAACUGUGAAAAGUCCAACAGUCAGUUUAAUUAUGGUAUGCAACCACUCAUGUAUUCGGUUCAGGAAGCAUUAAAUGCCAGACCAUGGUGGAUUCGUAUGGGGACUGACAUUUGUUACUAUAAAAAUCAUUUCUCAAGAAGUUCAGUUGCUGCAGGUGGGCAAAAGGGAAAAUCCUACUAUACAAUUACAUUUACUGUCAAUUUUCCACAUAAAGAUGAUGUUUGCUACUUUGCUUAUCACUAUCCAUAUACGUAUUCAACUUUACAGAUGCAUCUUCAAAAAUUGGAAUCAGCACACAAUCCUCAGCAAAUCUAUUUUCGGAAAGAUGUGUUAUGUGAAACCCUGUCUGGAAACAGCUGCCCCUUGGUGACUAUAACAGCAAUGCCAGAGUCUAAUUAUUAUGAACAUAUCUGCCAUUUCAGAAAUCGCCCUUACGUUUUCUUGUCUGCUCGGGUACAUCCUGGAGAAACUAAUGCAAGUUGGGUUAUGAAAGGAACGUUGGAAUAUCUCAUGAGCAAUAACCCCACUGCUCAGAGCUUACGAGAAUCUUAUAUUUUUAAAAUUGUCCCUAUGUUAAAUCCAGAUGGUGUCAUCAAUGGAAAUCAUCGCUGUUCUUUAAGUGGAGAGGAUUUGAAUAGGCAGUGGCAAAGUCCAAGUCCGGAUUUACAUCCUACAAUUUACCAUGCUAAGGGGCUGUUGCAAUACUUGGCUGCAGUGAAGCGUUUACCCUUGGUUUAUUGUGAUUAUCAUGGCCAUUCCCGAAAGAAGAAUGUAUUUAUGUAUGGUUGCAGCAUCAAAGAGACAGUGUGGCAUACCAAUGAUAAUGCAACUUCAUGUGAUGUUGUGGAGGAUACGGGAUACAGGACAUUGCCUAAGAUACUGAGCCAUAUCGCCCCAGCAUUUUGCAUGAGCAGCUGUAGCUUCGUAGUGGAAAAAUCUAAAGAAUCCACAGCACGUGUUGUAGUUUGGAGGGAAAUAGGAGUACAAAGAAGUUAUACCAUGGAGAGUACUUUAUGUGGCUGUGAUCAGGGAAAAUACAAGGGUUUACAGAUUGGUACCCGAGAACUGGAAGAGAUGGGAGCAAAAUUUUGUGUUGGUCUUUUACGUUUGAAAAGACUGACCUCUCCAUUGGAGUAUAAUCUGCCUUCCAGCCUGCUUGACUUUGAAAAUGAUUUAAUUGAAUCAAGCUGCAAAGUAACUAGCCCUACCACUUAUGUCUUGGAUGAAGAUGAACCUCGAUUCCUUGAAGAAGUUGAUUACAGUGCAGAAAGUAAUGAUGAGUUAGAUAUUGAGUUGGCUGAAAAUGUAGGAGAUUAUGAACCUUCUGCUCAAGAAGAAGUACUUUCUGACUCUGAAUUAUCAAGAACAUACCUACCUUGAGCCCGCUGCCAUCUCUUGUUAACUGCAAAGAAUAAAUGAAAUAUCUUGGUUUUUAUUUCCCAGGAAGCUUGAGAGAAAUGAGUUUAUACAGAGCUGACUCAAAAAGACAAAAAGUAACUUGGGCCAGUUUGGUUUCAAGAUAAUAAAUGUGUUAUUAAUUAAUGAUAAAAUUGGCGCUUGUUUUAUUUUCGAUAUUCAAUGCACUUUAUGUAGCAUUGAAUGAUCAAAUAUUGGAUUUACCUUUAAAAAAAAAACCUGAGUAUCAUUGCAUGAAUUUUUAUCUCCCUAUGGUUAUAUCCUGCAUCAAGUGGAUAAUUUUGAAGUGUGUUCAGAAUAUAAAAUUGAAAUUUUAGAGUUGUUGAAAAUCCUGACUUGUUGAAAACUAAUAUAUAUGUACAUGGAUUUCUAUAGAUGUGUUUGUUUAGAAGUGGGUAGAUAUUGCAGAUAAGACUGUUCUUCAGAAUCAUGUUAACUAUUGGGUUGUGACUGAAGUAGUCCAGGGUUUGCCUUGAAACCAUUACAUUCUACAUUUACCAAAUUAAACAAAUAAAAACUGUAUUAAAUGUUGCA